UCGACUCACGAGAUCGGCUCAACGUAAGCAGUAUACCAUCAAUUGAAAAUUCUAGAUUAUAAUCGUUCAUUUAGACACAACAGAAACGGAAUAUUCUGGACGGAAAACGUGCAAUUAGUGAUAGUCUUGAAGUGUUGAAGUGAAAAACAAGGUGUUACUAUUCUGUUUAUUACUUUAUUACAUUGCAGGGAAACGUUUUAUCCAAAUGGAGCAGGUUGUAGCAUUGAAAGAUAAAGGCAAUGCGGCAUUAGCUGAAAAUAAGUUAGAAGAUGCCAUAAAAUAUUACACAGAAGCCAUCAAUUUAGACCAAGAUAAUGCCGUGUUAUAUUCAAAUAGAUCUGCUGCUCAUGCAAAGGCACACAACUAUGAACUCUCUUUGAAAGAUGCUGAGAAAGCUAUUGCUCUAAAGCCUGAAUGGGGUAAGGCUUUUUCAAGAAAGGGCACUGCCUUAGCAUACUUGGGUAGGUUGGAUGAGGCUAUUGAAACUUAUGAAAAGGGAUUGCAAUUAGACCCAAAUAAUCAACAACUCAAGGAUGGGUUAACUGAAGUAACUACUCAAAAAGCCGCUAAAUCAAGAGGUGGUGGAGGUUUUCCAAACAUAUUUGCUGGUAUUGAUGUAUUUACUAAGUUAAAGGCUGACCCUAGAACUGCAGCACUUUUAAAUGAUCCAGAUUAUUUGGCAAUGUUGGCAGAGCUACAAGCUAACCCCCAAAGUCUAGGUUUAAAACUACAAGAUCCAAGACUGCUCAUGACUUUAAGUGUACUUAUGGAUGCAGGUGGUUCGGAUGAGCCAAUGGAAACGGAGCCUACUUACACGCCACCCAAAAAGCCAGAACCAGAACCAAAACCUGAAUUCAAAGAAGAUCCCGAACCAGAGUUGCCAGAAAAUAAAAAAAUUGCUAGAAAAGAAAAGGAAUUAGGAAACGAAUGUUAUAAGAAAAAAGAUUUUCCAGGUGCUAUUGAACAUUAUAGUAAGGCCAUAGAAUACGACCCGACUGAUAUUACAUUUUACAAUAACUUAGCUGCGGUAUAUUUCGAACAAAAAGAAUUUGAUAAGUGCAUAAAUGAAUGUGAAAAGGGUAUCGAUAUCGGUAGAGAAAACCGUGCAGAUUUUAAGAUGAUCGCAAAGUCGCUUAUGAGGAUUGGAAACGCCUAUAAGAAGAAAAAAGAUUAUCAUAAUGCAAGAACUUAUUAUGAAAAGUCAAUGUCUGAGCAUAGAACUCCUGAAAUUAGAACUUUGUUAUCUGAAGUAGAAAAACUUAUUAAGGAGGAGGAAAAGAAGGCUUAUAUCAACCCUGAAUUAGCUGAACAAGAGAAGGAAAAAGGUAAUGAAUGUUUUAAAAAAGGAGAUUAUGCUGCCGCAGUAAAACAUUACACCGAAGCUAUUAAACGAAAUCCGGAUGAUGCAAAAAUUUAUAGUAAUAGGGCCGCAUGUUACACAAAAUUGGCCGCUUUUGAUUUAGGUUUGAAAGAUUGCGAAAAAUGCGUCGAAUUAGAUCCGAAAUUUAUUAAAGGUUGGAUUAGGAAAGGAACAAUUUUGCAGGGAAUGAAGCAGCCUAGUAAAGCCAUAGCUGCAUUCCAAAAAGCCUUAGAACUCGAUCCUAGUAAUGCUGAGGCACUUCAAGGUUACAGAACAUGUACAAUCGAAAACUCCAAUUUGGACGGGGAUCCAGAAAAAAUUAGGCAAAGAGCGAUGGGCGAUCCUGAAGUACAAGCAAUCCUAAGGGAUCCAGCGAUGCGUAUGAUCUUAGAACAGAUGCAAAAUGAUCCUAGAGCCCUUCAAGACCACCUUAAAAAUCCCGAAAUAGCUGCAAAAAUUCAAAAAUUGCUCGAUUCUGGUUUAAUCGCAAUCCGUUAGAUCUUGUAUUUAAUUAAUUUGAAAAAUCUCAGAGACAGUUUUACCACACCAAAUUGUCUAUUUUUCUUAGGUAUUCUUACGUGAAUUCAAUAAUGAUUGUUACUUUGUUAUUGGAUUCAAUAUUUACAUGUAAUUUUAAUUAUAUUAUUUUUCAUGAGGAUAAAGAUUGUAUCACUGCUUUGCUUUUAUUCCUAAAUUUAUAUUGUCGUAUGUACUUUAAGAAAUAAAUUAUUGGAAGUUUGA
Messenger RNA from Anthonomus grandis grandis, 2101 nucleotides. RefSeq names its product stress-induced-phosphoprotein 1 (gene Stip1). The transcript is spliced from 5 exons. The coding region runs from base 206 to 1858 and encodes 550 amino acids. Gene Ontology annotation, molecular function: Hsp90 protein binding. NCBI's taxonomy places the organism in Eukaryota, Metazoa, Arthropoda, Insecta, Coleoptera, Curculionidae. The record is from RefSeq and is a predicted model, not a curated record.